Molecule: messenger RNA, 3130 nt
Organism: Panicum hallii
Lineage: Eukaryota; Viridiplantae; Streptophyta; Magnoliopsida; Poales; Poaceae
Product: cell division cycle 20.2, cofactor of APC complex-like
Exons: 9
Coding region: 1232-2653 (473 amino acids)
Biological process (GO): positive regulation of ubiquitin protein ligase activity; positive regulation of anaphase-promoting complex-dependent catabolic process; anaphase-promoting complex-dependent catabolic process
Cellular component (GO): anaphase-promoting complex
Molecular function (GO): ubiquitin ligase activator activity; protein binding; anaphase-promoting complex binding
Source: RefSeq, a predicted model, not a curated record
CUCUCGUUUGUUCCCUUCCACCUGCCUCCGCGCUGCAGAGUGACCCCCUCCUCUUCCCUUCCGCAUGCCUGCUCGCACCGCCGCCCUUGCAGCGCUGACGCGCGCGCCAUUGCCCCCAUCAAAUUGAAGUCCUAGGAAAUUGCAAAUUGAUGCCGGAGUCCCCACUGCCCGUGCAAUUGAUUUGCUAACAGCAAUUGAUUUGCUCGGUAGUCGAUUGACAUCUCGCCUGGUGCAUGCACCUCGCAGCAGCGCCGCUCGCCGCCGCCCGCGAGCCUGUGUGCCCUGAGGCAGCACCGGCCCGCCACGCACGAACGAUCUCCUCGAGACAUCGUCUGCAUCGGGAGCGUGAUGGAUUGGGCGACUGAAGGAGAAACCCACACAGUAGUUCCGUGCAUUAUGAGAUGGAAUUCAAUUUGUUUUCAUAUUCCAUCAAUUUUGUUCGCCUCCGGCAGCUGGUGGCCAGAGAGAGGUGGCGUGUCGAGGAAUUUCGUCUCGGCUCCGACAUCAACGACGGCGCCAGUGAAGGGCCCCUUCGUCCACGUCUCGUCACCGAACCCGCGGUGCCCGAUUUUGUUCAUCAGGUGAAGAUGGCGCUUGUCAUUCCAGGAGAAAUGGAUGGUUCUUUAUGGGAAUUCUGGAGACAACCCAGGAAGCCGCUGAGGAUUGAUCUACCCUGAAGAAACUGAAGCCUGAAGGCCAUUCUUGGGUGGGUGCCCUUGCAAUGCGUCGACGGAUCAAGCGUGAACAGGCAGCAACAGAAUAGCCGCCGCCCCGCCUAUUGGAGCCAGGUCAGCAAGCCCUAACCAGCAACGGCUAUAUUCAGCGACGUCUCCCCUCCCCUCGGCGUACUAGCCGUUGCGGUGCGGCGGCGUUCCCCUUCCCUCCCCGUCUCUGACCUCCUCCUACAAAUAAUCCUCAGCGGCCGAUCCCUAAACCCCACAGCUCAAGGAGCUUCUCUUUCUCUCUCUCUCUCUCCUCGCCUCCCCACGCCGAUCUCGAGCGCCUGGGGAGACGAGACUCUGCGAUCUUUCUCCUCGCUCAUCAAAGCUCUCGAAGUUCUCCGCAUUUUUUUCGCUGUUAAUUCGCUUGUUUAAUUAAUCAAUCUUCUAAGCGUAUUUAUCUGUGAUCGAUUCUAACCUGCUAGUUUACAGUUCGUGUUUAUCUCGUUGAUUCUGCUGUUGCUAUUACUGUUCCCUGUCGUGCUUGUCUUGUUCGUUUGUUGCUGCUAACCAUGGACGCAGGUUCCCACUCGAUCUCCUCCGAGAAGAGCCGCGCCGCCGCCCCGCGGCCGCCGCUCCAGGAGGCGGGCUCCCGCCCCUACAUGCCGUCGCUGAGCACGGGGUCGCGCAACCCGUCGGCCAAGUGCUACGGCGAUAGGUUCAUCCCGGACAGGUCGGCGAUGGACAUGGACAUGGCGCACUACCUGCUCACGGAGCCCAGGAAGGACAAGGAGAACGCGGCGGGCGUCGUGGCCUCCCCGUCCAAGGAGGCGUACCGGAGGCUGCUCGCGGAGAAGCUGCUCAACAACCGGACGCGGAUCCUCGCCUUCAGGAACAAGCCGCCGGAGCCCGAGAACGUCUCCUUCGCCGAGGCGGCUUCCUCCAACCUGCAGGCCAAGCCGGCCAAGCAGCGGCGCCACAUUCCCCAGUCUGCUGAGCGGACUCUGGACGCGCCGGAGCUCGUUGAUGACUACUACCUCAACCUGCUUGACUGGGGGAGCAACAACGUGCUGUCCAUUGCUUUGGGCGACACGGUGUACCUGUGGGACGCAUCGAGCGGAUCCACAUCUGAGCUUGUGACCGUCGACGAGGACAGCGGUCCUAUUACUAGCGUUAGCUGGGCUCCCGAUGGUCGGCACAUUGCUGUCGGGCUCAACUCGUCUGACGUUCAGCUCUGGGACACCAGCUCCAACCGACUGUUGAGAACUCUUAGAGGGGUUCAUGAGGCAAGAGUCGGCUCGCUGGCAUGGAACAACAGCAUCCUGACGACCGGCAGCAUGGACGGCAAGAUCGUGAACAAUGACGUGAGGAUCAGGAACCACGUCGUGCAGACGUACGAGGGGCACAGCCAGGAGGUGUGCGGCCUCAAGUGGUCUGGAUCAGGGCAGCAGUUGGCCAGCGGGGGCAACGACAACCUUCUGCACAUUUGGGAUGUGUCCAUGGCAUCCUCCAUGCCAUCUGCUGGCCGCAACCAGUGGCUGCACAGGCUCGAGGACCACACGGCCGCUGUUAAGGCACUCGCCUGGUGCCCAUUCCAGAGCAACUUGCUGGCCACUGGUGGCGGUGGUAGCGAUCGGUGCAUCAAGUUCUGGAACACGCACACUGGUGCGUGCCUGAACUCCGUUGACACCGGAUCACAGGUGUGUGCUCUUCUCUGGAACAAGAAUGAGAGAGAGCUGCUGAGUUCACACGGAUUCACACAGAACCAACUGACUUUGUGGAAGUAUCCAUCAAUGGUGAAGAUGGCUGAACUCACUGGCCAUACCUCUCGUGUCCUUUUCAUGGCUCAGAGUCCUGAUGGUUGCACGGUAGCAUCAGCUGCUGCAGAUGAGACCCUCCGGUUCUGGAACGUUUUUGGAGCCCCUGAAGCGCCCAAGCCUGCAGCAAAGGCUUCCCACACUGGGAUGUUCAACAGCUUCAACCAUAUCCGUUAGGAGAGUCAUGAAGAAUUUCUCUUCUGUUGGAUAUGGUCCUGCUGUCCCAGUGUCCUAGUUUACAUAGAUCGCGUCUCAUUGGUAUUGUUGAGAUCUACCUAAUUGGCUAAGCAGGCCGCGUGAUGGGGAAGCAUUGCAAUCUCCUAAUGCAUUAUUUUUCGCUUUCAGGAGGGUCAGAAAUUAAUGACACAGGAUUGGCUUCAUUGAUGUCUUCAUCAAGAAGUAGAUGCUAUCCUAUCUGCAACAUCACGGGCGUGGGGCGCCAGAUCCUCGAAAUGCAGAGCGCCAGAGCCUCAGAGAAUCAAUUUGGUUACUUCUCCUGGCAUUUGCAUGCCUUUCACUAGUGCUGUCCAAUGUAGAAUGUUUUCGCCCUUUUGGAUGCAACAUGCCAACAUCAAGAGAAUAUGUUUGAUGUGGCAGCAAUUGUAAAUCAAGACACGACCAUUCUUUUCAUGUUCCAUAAGCACUCCGUGUUCA